CUCAGUCAUCUGCGCCGUCUAGUCACUCGUCCUACGCUGCGGGGAGUCAAAAAGAUGUCUGCCUGUCCAUCACCAGCUUAAAUUCUCCGCCGCCGUCCCUCACGACGUCCUCUCCUUCCCUUCCGCUCAUUCCCUUGUUGCCGAUCCGUGGCACCGAUACCUCCACCUCAUCCACUCAUCUACUAGCAUGGACCGGAUACGGCGUGUGUUCGAGAGGGAGACCUCAAGGGCAUCCUAUGAGCCCCUAGAAGGCGGCUCGGAGCGCCCAGAUGGAGAGCGGAUUGAGCAUGGAAUCGGGCCGGGGUUCUCAUGGAUCGACUACUCCGUCUUCCUGAUGCUUGGGGUUGCUAUGCUGUGGGCAUGGAACAUGUUUCUAGCUGCGGCCCCCUACUUCCAGAAGCGCUUCGAAUCCGACGAACGGCUCCUGCGCAACUUCCAGUCCGCUGAGCUCUCGGUGUCUACUGUUGGCAACCUAGGCUCCAUGAUUAUCUUGACGAAGCUCCAAGCCCGCGCCUCCUACCCGAAGCGAAUCAUUGCAUCCCUCGCUCUGAACAUUGGGGUCUUCACUCUGCUGGCAAUGUCAACCCGCCUCUUUUUGGACGUCUCAGCAGGACUAUACUUCGCGUUUCUGAUGUUGGUAGUCUUCGGGGCUAGCUUAGCUACCGCCUUGUGCCAGAAUGGCGUUUUUGCAUACGUGUCUGGCUUUGGGCAGGAGGAGUACACACAGGGCAUCAUGACUGGACAAGGAAUCGCGGGAGUCCUGCCGUGCGUCGCCCAGAUCAUAUCCGUUCUCUCGGUACCAGAAAAGGAAACCAAGAAAGGUGCACCCCAGGAAUCCAGUACCUCGGCUUUCGCCUACUUUCUGACCGCUACUGUCAUCUCUACAAUGGCCCUGGUUGCGUUCGUGUACCUCCUGUCGCGGCAUAGCUCCCGAGAGCGCAUCAAGCACACUUUGGAUGAAGACCAAGUGGAUACGGGGUGUGCAUCUACUGGCCGCAAGACUGUUCCCUUGCUGAGACUACUGAAGAAGCUCUUCUGGAUGGCUGGAGCUGUUUUCCUCGCCUUCGCCGUCACAAUGAUCUUCCCCGUCUUCACUCAACGGAUUCUGAGCGUCCGGGAGCCCGCCUCUGCGCCUCGCCUCUUCCGGCCAUCCUCUUUCAUACCCCUUGCCUUCCUGUUCUGGAACAUCGGAGAUCUCAUCGGCCGGGUCGCUCCAGGUCUACCCGGCCUGAGUAUGACCUCGCAUCCUCGGCUGCUCUUCAUCCUUGCCAUCUGCCGAGUUGUUUUCAUUCCCAUGUACCUGCUCUGCAAUAUCGGCGGCAAAGGCGCGAAAAUUAGCUCUGAUGCCUUCUACCUCAUCGUGGUGCAGCUUCUUUUCGGCGUUUCGAACGGAUAUCUUGGGAGCAAUUGCAUGAUGGGCUUCGUCGAGUGGGUGGACCCGGACGAGCGCGAGGCUGCUGGAGGCUUCAUGUCGCUGUGCCUCGUGGCUGGUCUGACGGCCGGAAGCUUCCUGAGCUUUUUCGCCGCAGGUGCUUGAUGCAGUCGCUGUGUUUGCAUAUUUGCGGAGUUCCGGAUUUUUCGUGCAAUACUGGCUGGUUCUCGGAGCAUGGUUAUGGCAUAGUAAAGGCGUUGAAGUCUUCACAUGGGCUAGAGGGUUAAAUGGGGGAAAUUUACUAGCAAUCGACGCCUGUUCACCGAUUAAGGAUUU
This is a messenger RNA of Trematosphaeria pertusa, 1708 nucleotides long. RefSeq lists its product as uncharacterized. The record is from RefSeq and is a predicted model, not a curated record. Gene Ontology annotation, molecular function: nucleobase transmembrane transporter activity; nicotinamide riboside transmembrane transporter activity. NCBI's taxonomy places the organism in Eukaryota, Fungi, Ascomycota, Dothideomycetes, Pleosporales, Trematosphaeriaceae. Gene Ontology annotation, cellular component: fungal-type vacuole membrane; plasma membrane. The transcript is spliced from 2 exons. Gene Ontology annotation, biological process: nucleoside transmembrane transport. Bases 188 to 1537 code for a protein of 449 amino acids.